AUGGGAUACAGAACUUCAUCUGGUGCUACACCCGAGAAUAUAAUCCACCCAUCGACCGACCCAAAUGCAUCUUUCGUAGGACCAAACGGCUACGCGAACAGCAAAUACAUCUCGGAACUUCUUAUCUCUUACGCAUCAGAUAAGUUUCCACCUCAUGGGUAUAAAUUUUCCCUCGCAAUAGUCAGUCGGAUAGCCGGUCCAGUAAGAUCUAAAGGGAUUUGGGAAAAGACGGAGUGGUUUCCAAGUCUCAUUCUUAGUUCUAUACAUAUAGGUUGUAUUGCCAGCUCUCUAGGUUCGAGUCUUGGAAGAAUCGACCGGGUACCGGUAGAUUUACUUGCAGAUAUCAUCACAGACUUGGCUCUGGCCAAUCAUGUCCAAAAUGAGGGGAGAAUGGUUCAGGUCUUUCAUCCUUUGAAUCCCAAUCCCAAAUCCUGGGAAGACAUCCGAGAGGAGCUGGUCAUGGAUUUGAGUUCUAUUUCUGGCAAAUCGAUCGACGUCGUUCCACUCGAUGUCUGGAUCGCAAAAGUUAGGCAAGAUGUGGAGCUCAAAGCAGGAGCUGGGACUAUUUUGAAGGACGGAGAAUUAGAUGAGACCCUGAAAAAUAAUUCCGCGGCCAAACCGUUAGAGUUCUACGAAGGUGUGCUUGGAGAUGGCGAGGAAAGUAAUGUUUCGGAAAUGGAAGAGACUAAGAAAGCAAGUAAGGUUUUGAAAGAUCUAGAGGGUGUGAAAAGGGAGUGGAUUGCUAAGUGGAUUUCUGAGUGGGUGGGUAUUUGA
Messenger RNA from Botrytis porri, 774 nucleotides. RefSeq lists its product as uncharacterized. The record is from RefSeq and is a predicted model, not a curated record. Bases 1 to 774 code for a protein of 257 amino acids. Lineage: Eukaryota; Fungi; Ascomycota; Leotiomycetes; Helotiales; Sclerotiniaceae. The transcript has a single exon.